Messenger RNA from Gadus morhua (Atlantic cod), 2487 nucleotides. RefSeq names its product transmembrane protein 236. The transcript is spliced from 4 exons. Lineage: Eukaryota; Metazoa; Chordata; Actinopteri; Gadiformes; Gadidae. The record is from RefSeq and is a predicted model, not a curated record. Bases 825 to 1994 code for a protein of 389 amino acids.
UGUGUAGGAGGCUCUUACGAUCAUUUCGUUUGUUAUUUGGAAAACAUUUUCUUUUUUUCUAGCCUAGGCCUACUUGUUUAUCUUCAUUGCGAAAAAGAAGAUUAUUUUCACUGUAGAUUCUGGAUUAUAUAAAACAGUUUCUAGGUACAUCAUGAGAAAAAUCAUUACUGAGACUUUUGUUAAUUUCUGUCUGAGCUGUGAUGCCCACCACAGCAGCGUCCUCAGUCCGUUUAUCAUGCGUUCAGUCAUAGGAGCAUUACCGUGUGUCGCCACUAAGUGGUGCUGUAGGCGAAGCAGGGCGGGGGUGGUGCUUGGUACGCAUACCGAUGGUCCGUAGCAGCCAAUCAUUGAAGAGCGAUGCUGCCCCUGCUGCAUUUCUGUAUUUCUAUCGAUGGAAGGGUUUUAAUGUGUCCCUCAAUACCUAAACCACACCAUGAAAGCUGAAGUAUUAUAGGUAUUAUAGAAGUAACCUCGGUCCAAAAUUAACCUUUACCCGCCAGUGGAAAGGUCCACCUGCCAAAGGGUCAAAUCUAUUCGCUAUGGCAGAGUUGAAUGUUGACCCCAAGCAGGCGAAGAGUUUUCGUAACCUGUGUACAGACAGAGGGGAGCACAGGGGCAUCAGUGACCACCCUACCCGCCCUACAACACAAAGCCAUAUGCAGUGUAAGCAUUUGGCUGAGCGCAGGCCCGUAGCCUGGCGCAGUGGAACCUGCUAGUGGAGCUACACAAUACUGUGAUCCCAGGCCCCGGCAGACCCCUCCACCCUCUCUCCCACUGUUUAUUCGGUGUUUCUCUCCAUCGCCCCGCGGCAGGCUGGCGGGAGCAUGGGCUCGGGGAGCGUGCUGAAGUUUGCGCUGUGCGAAGCGCUGCAGUUCGCGGGCCUAUGCGUUCCGCUCUUCAUCAUCGUGCAGAGGUUCGCCGUCAUCGUGGCGCGGGUGAAGACGUCCGCGCAGCCGCCGGGCGACGGCCACACCGCCUACUGGCUGAUAGUUGCCUCCUCGGUGGCCUACGUUACCACUGUGGCGCUGCUCGUCUGGGUGCCCAUGAAGUACAUGGUGUUCAUGAAGAAGAAGUUUCUGUUGAGGAAGAAAUGGCGUCCUGUGGCCCUGGUGUACGUGGUCCUCUCCACGCUACCCUGUUUCGCUGUCCUCAUCGCAAGCUCAGAGGUCCAGAUAAACAACAACAUCCAGAGCGAUACGUUCACGGAGCUCCCCGUGUCGCUGGUCCUCUUCUCGCUGGUGUGCAUCGACAUCGUGGAGAGGAUACGCUACUGCAGGCUGACGGGACAGGCGACCGACGUGGAGCGAGACGCUGAGAUCCCCUCCAUGGUGCUGACCCACAUAGAGCACGUGACCCCCGGUGCCGCCGCCGCCCCGCCCGCUCCUACAGCGGCGCCGGCACCGGCGGCCCCGCCCGCGGCCCCCGCCGACCCCGCGGCCCCCGCGGCGGGAGCAGCGGCGCCCAGCGGGCCGGGGACGGAGGCUAACGGUACCGUGCCUGGGGCCCCAGGUCGCCCCGGGCGACCGUUCAGCGUGUCGGGUCUGAGCUCCAACUCGGCGGGCAGCGGCGGCGUGGGGGUGUACCGCCCGCAGCCGUACGGCUACAACGGCCCGCUGCGCUUCCUGUGCGCCGCCGACGCCCGCGCCGACGUCUUCGCCGACGGCUUCCUGUUCUGGAUGGACACGGUGGAGAUGGUGCGCGUGGCCGGCCUGCCCGCCGUCUACUACUCGGGCUGGGUGUUCCCCAUCUACAUCUUCAGCUUCCUGUCCUGCCUGCGCCUGGUGGUGAUGCCGCGCAGCGUGCUGCUGUCGGCGCUGGGCGUGGCCCUGCAGGACCUCCCCUUCCUGUUUGUGCGCAUCGGCCUCAUCGCCUUCUUCGGCUUCGUCACGCCCGUGCUCUACCUGAUGAAGAACCUGCUGGUGUGCCUCGCCUUCGUCUACUUCAACUUCAUGACCAAGCUGAGGUUCCUCAACACGGAGAGGAUGUACUUCUAGACCCCCGACCCCCCCACCCCCGCCACGCAGUAGUGGAGGAAAACAUGGCGGACACGGGCCGGGCGAGGGGGCCGCCGUGUGGAGCUCCGUUGAGACGUUAGCAGGGUAGCGAUGGAUUAAAGCAUGGGCAGAACUUUGAUGUCUUCUUUGAGCGAGCCGCCGCCGCGGGGGAAAUAAUAACAGCUGUUGUGACAUUUGAUCACAAGAACUGGAACUGUGUUUCUAAGUGUCACCAAAUUCUUUGUCGUUUUUCGUCAAUGUUAAAAGUAACUUUUUAAAUCACCCAUCCCACCUCAGACCGGUUCUUGAACCACAGCACCUUCAGAAUGUACCUGUGUUUUUUCUAUGACCAUUAAGAGUGUAAAAUAGAUAUCAAUCGAUGUUGUAACCUUGAGCUUUGAGUUAUGAACACAACCACCACAUAGAAAUCAAGUUUGAGUUUGUAUUAUUGAUCUACAUAUUUGGAUAAAAUUAAUAAAACAUUUAAAAUGGA